UGCAGGAGUCAGUGAAGGGAUGAAAGUGAAGUCCAACUCCUGAACACAGUGAAGAGUGAAGAAGAGGAGGAGAGAGAGAGAGAAGGGGAGCAAGCACGCGCGUCAGGAGCCUCCAAAGAGUUGGUGCGCUUUCCAGUGCAGGUUUUUGAAGUCCUGAACCGAUUUGCAGUGGAUGUACAGGCAUGUCGCCGGAGCACGAGAGCGGAGGAAGGUGGUGGCCCAGGCGGACAGCACAGAGACUGGCCCUGCAAGGGUGUCAACAACAACAACGCUGCUUUCUGCACUGCAUCCUGAUUGUCCUGAGCAGCUGUGUGAUGCGCACUGCUGCCGGAGCUGAAGCUCCCUCCGAGCCGAACGUGGUGACUGCCUCCAGCUGGAAUGUUUCCAGUGAAGCACAGAAAGACCACUUCCUCAAACUUGAUGCUCCCAUGAACAACAUCACCACGUCCCUGGGCCACACUGCCGAGCUGCACUGCCAUGUGUCGGGAAACCCGCCGCCCACUGUGCGUUGGCUGAAGAACGACGCUCCAGUGACUCCAGAGGCGCGGCGCGUUUCCUACAAACAGACUCCAUAUGGCUCUCGACUGCGCAUUCGCAACCUGGACACCACCGACACCGGCUACUUCCAGUGUGUGGCCACCAACAGCUACGGCAUCGUCUCCACCACGGGAAUCCUCUUUGUGAAAUUCGAUCCGCUGCCAACCCCCCAGUCUGGAAAACCUUCACCAGAUGAAUUUGAUGAGGAAGGCUUCUGCCAGCCGUACAGAGGAAUCGCCUGCGCUCGCUUCAUCGGGAACCGGAGCAUCUUUGUAGACUCGCUGCAAAUGCAGGGCGAGAUUGAAACUCAGAUAACCGCUGCCUUCACCAUGAUUGGCACAUCCAACCACCUAUCGGAUCGCUGCUCUCAGUUUGCCAUCCCGUCGCUCUGCCACUUUGCCUUCCCCACAUGUGACCGAAGCUCUGGGAUUGAUAAACCACGAGACCUGUGCAAGGAUGAGUGUGAGAUCCUGGAGAACGACCUGUGUAAGACGGAGUACAUCAUCGCCCGCUCCAACCCCAUCAUCCUCAAACGACUCAAACUGCCCAACUGUGAGGACCUAGCCGCAUCAGACAGCCCCGAGGCGGCCAACUGCAUGAGGAUAGGCAUCCCUAUGGGCGAGUCCAUCAACAAAAAUCACAAGUGCUUCAACAGCAGCGGUUCAGAUUAUCGGGGCACCACCAGCGUGACGAGAUCAGGCCGCCAGUGCCAGCCAUGGAACUCGCAGUAUCCACACAGCCACACCUACCUCGCUGUGCGCUAUCCAGAGCUAAAUGGUGGCCACUCGUACUGCCGUAACCCAGGCAACAAGCAGGAGGCGCCCUGGUGCUUCACUCUGGAUGAAAGCGUUCGCAUGGAGUUGUGUGACAUCCCUGCAUGUGACCCGGAGAAGCGUGGAGGCAGCAGUAUGGAGAUCCUUUACAUCUUGGUCCCCAGUGUUGCCAUCCCUCUAGCCAUCGCCUUGCUCUUCUUUUUUAUCUGCGUGUGCCGGAAUAACCAGAAAGCCUCGCGUCCACCCACCCAGCGCCAGCCCAAACCUGUACGCGGCCAGAACGUGGAGAUGUCCAUGCUGCCUGCGUACAAACCCAAGACUAAAGCCAAAGAACUUCCUUUGUCAGCUGUACGUUUCAUGGAGGAGCUGGGUGAGUGCACCUUCGGUAAAAUCUACAAAGGUCACCUGUACUUGCCAGGUAUGGAGCAUGCUCAGCUUGUGGCCAUCAAGACUCUGAAGGACUUCUCCAGCCCACAGCAAUGGAACGAAUUCCAGCAGGAGGCUUCUGUCUUGGCUGAGCUCCACCAUCCUAAUGUUGUGUGUCUCCUGGGCGUGGUGACACAGGAGCAGCCUGUGUGCAUGCUCUUCGAGUUCUUGCCACUUGGAGAUCUCCAUGAGUUCCUGGUCAUGCGCUCGCCACACUCGGAUGUUGGCUGCAGCAGUGACGAGGAUGGCACGGUUAAGUCCAGCCUGGACCAUGGAGACUUCCUGCACGUUGCAAUGCAGGUCGCAGCUGGCAUGGAGUACCUAUCCAGCCACUUUUUCGUCCACAAGGAUCUGGCAGCGAGGAACAUACUCAUAGGAGAACAGCUUCUUGUUAAAAUUUCAGACCUGGGACUGUCAAGGGAGAUCUACGCCUCUGACUACUAUCGUGUGCAGCCUAAAACACUGCUUCCCAUCCGCUGGAUGCCUCCAGAAGCCAUUGCAUAUGGAAAGUUCACCACAGAUUCAGACAUCUGGGCUUUCGGAGUGGUUCUUUGGGAGAUCUUUAGUUUUGGCCUUCAACCCUACUACGGCUUCAGCAACCAGGAGGUGAUCGAGAUGGUGCGCAAGAGGCAGCUGCUGCCUUGCCCAGACGACUGUCCACCACGCGUCUACACAUUAAUGAACGAGUGUUGGCAGGAAGGACCUGCACGGAGACCAAGGUUUAAGGACAUCCAUGCUAGACUGCGUGCCUGGGAGGGCUUGUCAUCCCAUGCCAGCUCCAGCACACCAUCCGGAGGCAAUGCCACCACUCAGACCACCUCACUCAGUGCCAGCCCUGUCAGCAACCUCAGCAGCCCACGCUAUGCUGGAUACAUCUAUGGAGCUCCUCAGGGGUUACCAGCAGGCCAGAUUGCAGGUUUUGUGGCAGCACCAAUGCCACAAAACCAACGCUUUAUACCUGUGAACGGAUAUGCCAUCCCUCCAGGCUACACUGCUUUCCCAGCUGCCCACUUUGCCUCAGCUCAGGCACCCACACGAGUGCUCCAGCACUGUCCUCCCCCUAAGAGUCGCUCCCCCAGCAGCGCCAGUGGCUCCACCAGCACGGGCCAUGUUACUAGCGUGCCGUCCACAGGCUCGAACCACGAUGCAAACACGCCACUGCUUUCACACUGCGUCACUCUAGCUCCUGUGGCCAACGUGCAGAGCGGCACGGUGUCCAUGUUUGGACACAUGGCACAAAAAGGGCUGCCGAUGGACCCGGCUCAGGCAUCGCUGUUAGCCGACUCCAACAGACUCAUGUACAGCGAAUCGGUCAUCACCGCUGACUUGUGAACACAUCUUUCCUGUUUUGUAAAUGAUUAUAAUUAUUGACCUUUUAAAAUGUUUUCUUUCACUGUGUAAAUACCAAGUAGCCGGAAUGGAAUGUAAAAGAUUUAUAUUCUAUGGUUUUAUUUGAAAAUGCAAGAAGAGAAUAAAGGAAAGCCUUCAUCUCUUCUUACUGAUGAUAUUAGUAUGAAACCUGAAGAAGACUUUUGGGACCCUUUCGUUUUCUUUUGUUCGCUCUUUUCCAGCUGCAGUGAGCUUACUGUAAAGGAAUUCUCAUCUCGAUCGGAGCCUUGAAAUACAAUGGUCAUGAAAUCAUACCCUUUUCACCAAUGUCCGCCUCAAAGCCAUGUUGAAUGGACUGUGGCUUGAGCGCUAGUCAACAUUUCUCUUUUUCUUUUCUCAGUCAAAGUCUGCUGGUUUGGUUGAGCUUUGGUAAUUGCAAUAAUAAUCCAGUGUACUGAUUAUUGAAGGUGGGUCUUACAGUUUUCACUUGAAAUUUCUUUGUGAUGCCUUAUUAUAAUUUCAACUCUACAAUGCCUUUUCAGGUAGCUUUAAAUCUUACCAAACCCUAGAGAAUUUAAUCAAUGAAACUACAUAUAUCCUUUUUUGUCUGACCUCUGGUAAGGUUUAUUGCACUAUAAUCUGGUGAGUGCAAAAGUUUGCGUCCCCUAAUGCCAAAAUUAACUAUUGCAUUUAUAGUACCCCGGGUGGCACGGUGGUGUAGUGGUUAGUGCUGUUGCCUCACAGCAAGAAAGUCCAGGUUCGAGCCCCGUGGCCGGCAAGGGUCUUUCUGUGUGGAGUUUGCAUGUUCUCCCCGUGUCCGCGUGGGUUUCCUCCGGGUGCUCCGGUUUCCCCCACAGUCCAAGGACAUGCAGGUUAGGUUAACUGGUGACUCUAAAUUGACCGUAGGUGUGAAUGUGAAUGGUUGUCUGUGUCUAUGUGUCGGGCCUGUGAUGACCUGGCGACUUGUCCAGGGUGUACCCCGCCUUUCGCCCGUAGUCAGCUGGGAUAGGCUCCAGCUUGCCUGCGACCCUGUAGAACAGGAUAAAGCGGCUACAGAUAAUGAGAUGAGAUUUAUAGUACCCUGUCUUCCCUGAUUCUUCCUGACAUCUGUUCUAAUUCUGCCACCUUGACCAAUCUUUGGCAAGUCUAACAGACAUUUCUCUCACUGUGUCAGGCAUCACUUGAAAUCAAGCCUUUUCUGUUUAUUUUGCUUCUAUUCAUAAACUAUAGGGACUACAGACUUUAGCUUUUAACUGCACUUACACCAUGUUUGAUGUGAAAAAGGAAGUUUUAUGACAACAAGUGUUUCACGUUAGCUUAAUAAUCAGCAUUAAAAUGUUGCACAGUACUUAUUUUAAAGUCAGUAAUCAUAAUUUUAGCAGGAAGAACAAAUUAUCACUCCCUGAAUGAUACCCGUCAUAAUCGUAGCAUUGCCGGCUCUACAUUUACAUUCCAUUUACAUUGAAUUAUUUGGCCAAACCUUUUCACUGUUUACUAAAUACAGAUGAGUCAUGGAAUACAGAUUCACAGAAAAUAAAAAAUAUAAUACAAAGCACGGAUCUUUUAUUCACGGAAAUGUGAUUUUUCUGGGAAAUCUCAAUAGUAAAUUAAUAAAAUAAACAUAUAAAUGCAGGUAAGAUAUUUUAAUUAUGAACUUUGGC
Messenger RNA from Neoarius graeffei (lesser salmon catfish), 4726 nucleotides. RefSeq names its product receptor tyrosine kinase-like orphan receptor 1 (gene ror1). The record is from RefSeq and is a predicted model, not a curated record. Gene Ontology annotation, cellular component: signaling receptor complex. The coding region runs from base 183 to 3068 and encodes 961 amino acids. Gene Ontology annotation, molecular function: protein kinase activity; ATP binding; protein binding. Gene Ontology annotation, biological process: protein phosphorylation; multicellular organism development; positive regulation of kinase activity. Lineage: Eukaryota; Metazoa; Chordata; Actinopteri; Siluriformes; Ariidae. The transcript is spliced from 9 exons.